Molecule: messenger RNA, 1240 nt
Organism: Rattus norvegicus (Norway rat)
Lineage: Eukaryota; Metazoa; Chordata; Mammalia; Rodentia; Muridae
Gene: Garin1a
Product: golgi associated RAB2 interactor 1A
Exons: 5
Coding region: 87-974 (295 amino acids)
Biological process (GO): acrosome assembly; spermatid development; anatomical structure morphogenesis
Cellular component (GO): Golgi apparatus
Source: RefSeq, marked provisional
GCAGUGGUUCCAACAACACCUUGGAGUUGGGCUGGGUCUGUGUGGAGCCCCAGAGAUGUGCCCCAGCCCAUUCUUCUUAAGAAUCAAUGAGUAAAAUUAGGGGCCUCCCUCCUGCAAUCAGGGACCCAGGCCCUGGAGUGGAACUUGGAGUCGAAAAUGGCCUUCUCUGUCAACUGAUCCAUUCUCCAGAAUUCAACUUGUUCUCUGACUCGGUGGUGUUUGAGAGCACCUUUAUCCAGGUCACUAAGCAAGGAAACUGGAUGGAUGCCUACGAAAGAUCUGCCACUAUAAUCCUUGGAGUAACCUCUUCAGUGCCCUCCUUGCCACUCCCCAAUAUCCUCCUGAUGGCCAAUGUUACCUGGCCUCAAGGUCCAUUUUCCACCUGUAGCACACUUGGUGCCCCUGUCAUCACCCUCAGCAGGAUUCUUCCCCUGAAGUAUGUGGAGCUACAAAUCUAUGACCGGACCCAGCGCAUCCUUCGGGUUAGGACAGUGACUGAGAAGAUCUACUACCUGAGGCUCCAUGAGAAACAUCCACAGGCUGUGUUUCGGUUCUGGAUCCGCUUGGUGAAAAUCUUACAGAAAGGUCUGUCUAUCACCACCAAAGACCCAAGGAUCCAUUUCACUCACUGCCUGGUGCCCAAGAUGCCCAACUCCUCCACUGAAACAACACCUGAAAGCAGCCGGCCGGCAUCCUCCCAGAGUAGUGAGACCAUAAUGCUGCUGGCGGCUGAGCGGGCCGGCAGCAGUGUCCUAGAUCUCUCAAACAGACACCGGUUCUCAGAAGACAGAUACACUGAUACAAAAACAGACAACUCCAGCAACUGCAAGACAGCCUCCCCGGUGGCAUCUUUAAUUGGUAUGCCCAUGAGAGCCACCUUGAUCCACAGUCUCUGGGAACAAGAGGACUCAUGUGAGACCCUCCUACAGGCUCCUGUAGCCAGCUCCCUAGGAGACAACUUUUUGGGACCCUAACACCUGGCCAGAAUGGGGUGUCAGCCCUGUCUUCUAUGUGUUUGCUCUGCCUCCUACAAUGCUGCUUCCCACAGUGGGCCAAGUAACCAUGGGAGAGAUGAAAUGGUACCUAUGCCAAGAUGCUCUUCUACAUCCACCAAUAAACCUCCAGUGGGGUCCUCGUUGGUUGUGUUUUGGGGAGGUUCUGAGCAGUUGGGGAAGGAAUGGCUAGAAAUCACAGUUCAUGCCUCAGAAAAAUAAAUGGGAAGGAAGCUAUGACACCAAAA